Messenger RNA from Rhododendron vialii, 2336 nucleotides. Its product is annotated as pentatricopeptide repeat-containing protein CRR2, chloroplastic. Gene Ontology annotation, molecular function: protein binding; zinc ion binding; RNA binding. Gene Ontology annotation, biological process: RNA modification. NCBI's taxonomy places the organism in Eukaryota, Viridiplantae, Streptophyta, Magnoliopsida, Ericales, Ericaceae. The transcript is spliced from 2 exons. The record is from RefSeq and is a predicted model, not a curated record. Bases 73 to 2049 code for a protein of 658 amino acids.
UCCUACUAUAUGAUAAACAGGAGAAAAAACAGCCAACACUUCUGCAACAAGUAGAGUGAAAGUUCCCGUGUGAUGUGGUCAUUUCAGGCUCCCCAAACUGUCCAACUACCACAUUUCCUCCCCAAACAAUUUCACCACCCAAUCCAAGCUUCCUCCCACCACCACCACAACUCCGUCACCUUCCGCCCCUCAACCGCCGCCGCCACCACCUCAUCCAACAAUCAAUUAAUCCAAUCUCUUUGUAAAAAAGGCAGGCUGAAACAAGCCAUCGAAGCCCUCUCUCACGAACCCAACCCAACCCAACGCACCUACGAGCUCCUAAUCCUCUCUUGCGCCCAACAGAACUCUCUCUCCGACGGCUUGACCGUUCACUCUCACCUUGUAAAUGGAGGGUUCGACCAGGACCCCUUUUUGGCCACUAAACUUGUCAACAUGUACGCUGAAUUGGACUCCAUUGAUCACGCACGCAAGGUGUUUGACAGAAUUUUUAACAGAACUGUGUACGUGUGGAAUGCGUUGUUUAGGGCUCUUACCUUGGCGGGUCGGAGCGAAGAGGUGUUCAGCCGCUACCGCGAGAUGAAUUGGAUUGGGAUUCCUUCGGAUAGGUUUACGUACACCUAUGUGUUGAAGGCAUGCGUUGCUUCAGAGACCUUGGGUUGGUUGUUGCUGAGAGGGAAGGAGAUUCACGCCCAUAUGUUGCGACACGGGUACGAGGCCCACGUCCACGGUACGACUACUUUGGUGGAUGUGUACGCGAGGUUUGGGCGUGUGUGGUAUGCGAGUUGCGUGUUCAAUGAGAUGCCGUUGAAAAAUGUGGUUUCGUGGAGCGCUAUGAUCGCGUGUUAUGCGAAGAACGGUAUGGCCUUUGAAGCAUUGGAGCUUUUUCGUGAGAUGAUGAUGCUUGAGACCCUAGGUUCAGUUCCGAAUUCUGUGACAAUGGUCAGUGUGCUCCAAGCUUGCGCAGCAGUAGCUGCUUUGGAGCAAGGUAAGUUGAUACAUGGGUACAUACUUAGAAAAAGGCUUGAUUCAAUUUUGCCAGUUAUGAAUACCCUUGUUACCAUGUAUGCAAGAUGUGGUAAUCUGGAAUGGGGCAAAAGCAUUUUUGAUCGGAUGGAUAAGAGAGAUGUUGUUUCUUGGAAUUCCUUGAUUUCAAGUUAUGGGAUUCAUGGAUUCGGAACAAAUGCAAUCAAGGCUUUUAAUGACAUGAUUGGCCAAGGAAUCCCUCCUAGUGCCAUAUCAUUCCUUAGUGUCCUUGGAGCUUGUAGCCACGCAGGGCUUGUUGAGGAGGGGAAACUUUUGUUUCAGUCUAUGGUUAAAGAACAUAGAAUUUAUCCCAGUGUGGAGCACUAUGCCUGUAUGGUUGAUAUUCUUGGCCGUGCCAAUCGAUUAGAUGAAGCAGCUAAGGUGAUAGAAGAUAUGCGAAUUGAGCCGGGAAAGGACGCUUGGGGUUCUCUCCUUGGAGCAUGCCGGGUACAUUGCAAUGUUGAACUAGCAGAGAGAGCAAGCAAAAGGCUUUUUGAGCUUGAACCCACAAAUGCAGGGAAUUAUGUACUUCUAGCUGAUAUUUACGCAGAAGCUAAGAUGUGGGAUGAGGUAAAAAGAGUGAAGAAGUUGCUUGAUGACCGGGGACUGCAGAAAGUCUCAGGUCGCAGUUGGAUUGAAAUUAAAAGGAAGAUAUAUUCAUUCACAUCGGUCGAGGAACUCAGUCCACAAAUUGAACAGGUCCACGCUUUGUUGCUAGAAAUAUCGAUGGAGAUGAAGGAGAAGGGUUAUGUGCCAGCGACUAAAGUUGUGCUCUAUGAUCUUGGUGAAGAAGAGAAGGAACAAAUCGUAUUGGGUCAUAGUGAAAAAUUAGCAGUUGCCUUCGGACUGAUUAACAGCAGUAAAGGGGAGACCAUUCGGAUCACCAAGAACUUGAGGCUGUGUGAAGACUGUCAUUCUGUCACGAAGUUCAUUUCCAAGUUCGUAAACAGAGAGAUUCUAGUCCGAGAUGUAAACCGGUUUCACCAUUUUAGAGACGGGAUUUGUUCGUGCGGAGAUUAUUGGUAAUCUUAUUCAAAAUUAAGUUGUGCUCUUUUUUUUUUCCCCGCUCCUCACCUGUGAUAAAGGUUCAUCGCUCUGGAAUUCCUUGUCGUGUGUAUAGUAUUCCCACAUGUACAGUUUCAGCUUCCAACACCGAACUAUAAGCAAUGGAUUGUCUACAUUGCUAUCACUUUGAAAAGAUGAAGUUAACAAGUAGAAGGACAGUUCAUGAUGCGCUUGUUAGUUCAAAUUUCAUUUUUGAUAUGCCUGUGUCAAAUAGAUAUCAAUCUCAAGUGGUCCCUAUUUCCUUUCAA